UCCACCCUCAUUAUAUUAUACACUAUUUUUUUUUUAUUCUAUUUAAUGGGUCUCCCAAAGUGCCUUAACUUUUUAAUACUUGCUUGGUCACUUUAUGUGAUAUGUAACAAGAAGAAUGGAGUAGAAGGGCUUCAUAAAAUAUACCCUCAGCUUCAAUCCAUUUCAGCACCAUCUGUGGGAACACUUCACCAAACUGGAUACCAUUUUCAACCUCCUAGAAAUUGGAUUAAUGAUCCUAAUGCACCUAUGUACUACAAAGGACUCUACCAUCUAUUUUAUCAAUACAAUCCAAAAGGUUCUGUUUGGGGUAACAUUGUGUGGGGCCAUUCAGUAUCAACGGAUCUUAUUAAUUGGAAAGUACUUGAACCUGCCCUCUACCCGGACAAACCAUUUGACCGAUAUGGAGUUUGGUCCGGAUCGGCCACAGUUGUCCCGGGUCGAGGGCCCAUAAUCCUCUAUACCGGUGUUAUUGAUGAGAGGAGUAAUGAAGUACAAUGUUAUGCCAUACCCGCCAAUGCAUCCGACCCAUUUCUUAGAAAAUGGGUCAAACCGGACGAUUACAACCCGAUUGCGAUCAUAGAACAGGGCGUGAACGGGAGCGCGUUUCGCGACCCGACCACGGCCUGGUGGAUAGAUGGACAUUGGAAGAUGCUAGUUGGUGCAAAGAAAAAACAUAGAGGGGAAGCAUAUUUAUACAAUAGUAAGGAUUUUGUGAAUUGGGUUCGGGCCAAACACCCGAUCCAUUCGGUGCCAAAUACGGGUAUGUGGGAAUGCCCGGAUCUUUACCCGGUUUCAUUGAGAUCCAAAAAAGGGUUAGACACAUCCAUAGUUGGGAAUAGUGUCAAACAUGUUCUCAAAAAUAGCCUUGAUGUAACAAGGUAUGAUUAUUACACGGUUGGAACAUAUUUAUGGAAGAAGGAUAAGUAUAUUCCGGAUAACACCUCAGAGGAUGGUUGGGGAGGCCUUAGAUAUGAUUAUGGCAAUUUUUAUGCUUCCAAAUCAUUUUUUGAUCCUAGCAAAAAUAGAAGGAUCAUAUGGGGUUGGGCAAAUGAAUCAGAUUCUACAGAAGAUGAUGUUAAAAAAGGAUGGGCAGGAAUUCAGGGGAUUCCAAGAAGUGUGUGGCUUGAUCCUAGUGGAAGACAGUUAGUACAAUGGCCUGUGGAAGAGUUAAACAAUCUUAGGAAAAAAGAAGUUCAGACAAGCAAUCAAAUACUUCAAAAGGGAGAUUAUUUUGAAGUGAAAGGGAUUACUGCUGCUCAGGCUGAUGUGGAAGUAACAUUCUCAUUCUCAAGUUUGAACAAAGCAGAGCCAUUUGAUCCUAGGUGGGUGAAUGCACAAGAUCUUUGUGCCCAAAAGGGUUCAAAGAUUCAAGGUGGGGUUGGACCAUUUGGCCUUCUAACAUUGGCUUCAAAAAGAUUGGAAGAGUUCACUCCUGUGUUCUUUAGGAUUUUCAAAGCUCCAAAUAAGCAUGUGAUUCUCAUGUGCUCUGAUGCAUCAAGUUCCUCUUUGGCUAAUGAACUGUACAAGCCAUCAUUUGCUGGAUUUGUAGACGUGAAUUUAGCCAAUAAGAAACUUUCUCUUAGGAGUUUGAUUGAUCAUUCCGUCGUGGAAAGUUUUGGAGCCGGAGGAAGAACAAACAUAUUGUCUAGGGUUUAUCCAACCCUAGCAGUGGAUAAUCAUGCUCACUUGUUUGUGUUCAACAAUGGUACUGAGAAGAUCACAGUGAAGAGCUUGAAAGCAUGGAGCAUGAGAUCUGCUAAUAUAAACUGAACUUAGCUAUAAAUCAAUAUAAAUAAAUUCAAUUGAAUAAAUUAAUAUUGAGAUAGUAAAUAAUAUUAUUCCUUGUCUUAUUCUAUAAGUGAAGGUGUAAACUUUUUAGCCUUGUAUUCAUGCAUGGUGGUGCUACCUGCAUUUGAUGCUUAAUUGAUAUACUAAGUUUCUUAACUGAAAUUUGUAAUUUAGGACUAGUUUAAUAAUUAAUAGAUAUUCUACAUGAGCAAUUAUAUU
Arachis duranensis is the source of this 2007-nucleotide messenger RNA. RefSeq names its product beta-fructofuranosidase, insoluble isoenzyme 1. The coding region runs from base 46 to 1770 and encodes 574 amino acids. Gene Ontology annotation, molecular function: hydrolase activity, hydrolyzing O-glycosyl compounds. The record is from RefSeq and is a predicted model, not a curated record. Lineage: Eukaryota; Viridiplantae; Streptophyta; Magnoliopsida; Fabales; Fabaceae. Gene Ontology annotation, biological process: carbohydrate metabolic process. The transcript is spliced from 7 exons.